AAUUUAGUCAGAAAAUCCAGGAUAGUAGUUUGUCCAAUUUUUACAGCGUUUUGGCUCUUGCAGCGGACGGUCACACAGUCACUUGUUCGUAUGCGUGUGAGUGUGACAGCAGUACGGCCGAGUGCAGCGCGACUUGCAGUAAAGGAGAGAAAUUUAAAGUUGUUAAUUGUAGAGCUUCCACUGCAGCAAAAGAAUACUUAAAAUUAACAAAGUUUAGUGUGCCAAAUAAAAGAAAAAAUGACACGAAGGAAUGGUUAAGAACCAACGACUAGCAUUUGCGGCACAGGCAAAUUAACAACAACAACAAGAGCCAGAACAAGACGCUGCCGCGGCCACUCCUUUUGUGCCCGUUGUCUCGCUCCAGAAAAAUGUGUGUGUGCGUGCGUGCGUUCGUAGUGUGUAGUUGAAAAAAUAAAAAUAAAUUUGUGCCCACUGCAUUAAAUUAAAAAUUUGUUGCAUUAAUUAAGGCAAUAAAAAGUGAAAAUUCUACAAAGCAGCGUACAAAAAUGGCAAAGUGGGUUUUUUUUACUGUUGCUGUCUGCUAAAGCUCAAGCAAACUUAACUAGAGAUAAGCGAGCGAACGUACAUUAAAACAUAGACACGCACACAGAUACACACAUACAUACAUAAGCAGGCAGACACACGAAUAUACUGAGCACGGCGUGUCCGUAUGUGUGUGUGCUUGUUUAUGACUCACGGCUGGCCCUGUGAGUGAGUGUGUGAGUGCAAGUGAGAAAGCGCUAGAGCGCUACCUACGGCAACAAAACAACAAAACACGCUUCUACAGAAUUUCCCAAGCAUUUAUAAAAUUUUCAACGUUGUGGAAAACAAAGAACAUAGAGAUUAAGUGAACUAUAGGGAAAUAACACAAACAUGAGUUUCGCAAAGUGGUUCAAGAAGAAGGAGCAAAUCUCCGAGAUUGGCGCCCCAACAAAUUUUCAACGGCAUUUUCAUGUCUCACGCAAUCAGGAGACGGGCGAUCUGGAGGGUUUGCCCACGCCCUGGGUGCGCCUGAUGAACACACAAAUCACACGCGAUGAGCAGGACAAAAAUCCAGAUGCAGCUUAUCAUGCGGUCAAAUAUUACAAUUACUCCAUUAAGAAAAAAGAGCAGGAGGUGUUCAAGCCCUUUAUUACGGAGGAUGUCAUACACGAGGAGUCCAAAGAGAUUGAUAACUAUGUCAAUUACAAGAACAAACACAAAUCGCAGGACAUUGAUAAAUCGGAUGACGAUGGCAGCGGUAGCUCAACAGCAACAGAGAGCAGCAGCAGCGGUUGCGGCAGCUCCGCGGCGAACAGCAACAGCAGCAGCCUCAAUGAUAGCAGCCAACAGUCUGUCAUACCGCUCGAUGCGCUAAACGAUGUCAUCAAGGAGCUGGAAUCAACUUUGGGUCGUGAAACCCUCAAGCCGGUUAAGCCGCACAGCGGCUUGGAGCCGCCGCCUGUGCCGCCCAAGAAAUCGCCACAUCAACUGCCGCCCAAGCCACAAAUUAAACCAAAACCCUCGAGCGUCAUCCAACAAAAAUUCUCACGUGAUCUGCGUAGCCUAGAUGGGGAACCACACAAGAUUAAUACAGAUACAAUUAUUAUUAAGCCCAACACCCAGGGCAGCGCCAUCCAGGAGGGCGGUAUCGAUGCCGAUGCGCCAGAGGAGACCAUAUUGCGUCGAUCCAAGGAGAAGCGUGCACAGAAAACGGAUGCGGAGAUCUAUGAUGAGCUGCGUGCCAUUUGCAAUCCAGAGGAUCCGCGUGAACGUUACAAGACCAGCCAAGAAGUGGGUAAAGGUGCAUCCGGCAUUGUAUUCAUAGCUGGCGAUAAGCAAACGGAAACCCAGGUGGCAGUCAAAACAAUUGAAAUGAAAAAUCAAUCCUCCAAGGAUCUCAUACUGACCGAGAUACGUGUGCUCAAGGAUUUCAAUCAUAAGAAUCUGGUCAAUUUUCUGGAUGCAUAUCUGCUAGAGCCGGAGGAUCAGCUCUGGGUGGUCAUGGAGUAUAUGGAUGGCGGUCCACUCACCGACGUCGUCACCGAGACAGUCAUGAAGGAGCGUCAAAUUGCAUGCGUUUGCCGUGAGGUCCUCUAUGCGAUUAGCUUUCUGCAUGCCAAGGGCAUUAUACAUCGGGACAUCAAGUCUGAUAACGUGCUGCUCGGCAUGGAUGGUUGUGUGAAGGUUACGGAUUUUGGUUUUUGUGCCAAUAUCGAGGGCGACGAGAAGCGUCAGACCAUGGUGGGCACACCGUACUGGAUGGCGCCGGAAGUGGUCACACGCAAAAAGUAUGGCAAAAAAGUGGACAUCUGGUCCAUUGGGAUAAUGGCGAUCGAAAUGAUUGACGGACAGCCUCCCUAUCUGUAUGAGACGCCACUACGUGCGCUCUACCUAAUUGCCGCCAAUGGACGACCUGAUAUUAAGAGCUGGGACAAACUGAGUCCCAGCUUGCAGGAUUUUCUCGAUCGUUGUCUCCAGGUCGACGUGGAUCGUCGUGCCACAGCCGAUGAGCUCCUCAAGCAUCCGUUUCUUGAUGAUUGCAGCGAGGUGAAGGCUUUGGUGCCCAAUAUUAAGGCUGCCAAGAAGGUUCUCAGACGCAAUGUAUAGUUAAUGUGUCAACAACAUCAUCGAGCUGGCAAAUUGCUCUAUGCGUGAUGUGACCAAACGACUCACCCUGUAUAUCCUGUGUAAGCCCCCCCAUUUCGUAGACGUUCUUCUAUUGUGUAUAAAUUCGAAAUCUGGAACAAAAUGCUGAUUAGUCUUUCAUGAAAACGUAGUCACAACAACAACAAAAACAACAUAAAACGUAACAAGUCACAUACAUACAUACAUAUGUAUGUGUGUCCCUCCGUCUGUCGUCUGUCCAGCUGACGCACGCAUUGCACAUCGCUGGCCGAAAACAACGUUAAGUGGACAAGGCCAAUGGUCGGCGCUAAUCACAACAACAACAACCACUACAACAACAACAACCACUACAACAACAACAACCACUACAACAACAACAACAACAAACGCCGAACAAAACACAGAAGGUGCAAAGAAGUGACGUCACAGCAGCCGCAGAUGAGAAAGCAGCUUACGAAGUUUGUUUUUGGUAUAGAUUAGACGGUUUACAGUUGUUCGACUGUUUUGCUUACUAUAUUUUACUUUGCCUGAGACAUACGAUAUUCAUGCAUACAUCUAACAAUACUUCUAAAUAUAUUUGUGUAAGUAUAUAUGACUGGCUGAGUGUGCCCCUGUGUAUACCUAGGCGGGUAUAUGCAAUACAAUUACGAUUACGAAAGCAUACAAUAGUUUAAUUAUAUUUCACACACAGCUGAUAUAAAAAUAUUGAAAUAUAAUAUUUAUUAAGUGGACAUUAGAUGCAUAAAUGUUAAAAUAGUGUAUACAUAUACAUAAAUGUGAUUUAAGCGAUUUUAUCAAAGCUGCAUUAUGCAAUUCUACAUAAAAUUCGUCGUAGUCUCUAAGUGCAACAACUAAAAACAAAACGAUUAAGCAAAUGAAACAUGCAAUACUUGUUGUAAAUUACCAAAAACAAAAACAAAAAAAAACAAAUGAAAAAUCGUUAAAAUGUAACAAGUGGAAAUGAGUGUAACAAGUGCCAUUAGGACUAGCUAGCAGCAGUGAGUGGACACAAACAACACCACCAACAACAACAACAACAACCAUACAAGUAAAGCCAACAACAACGAAAACAAAAACUUCCUAGCUACAUAUACUUUUAAACAAUUCUUAGCAAAUUGGCAGCAUUAUCUACAAAAAAAAUUUAAUAGAGAGAGAGAGAGAAGAAAAAAGAAGAUAUUCCCAAGAAAAUUCAAACGUGAGAUGGUUCUAUAUUCCAUUUAAAUUAGUACAAACGUAAGAAAAAUAAGCUUAACCAAACUAAACACAAAAGAAACAGAACCUUAUCCCAGACAGUUGUCCUAAUUCAAGAAUUGCACCCCUCCCCCAAAAAAACAAAAACAAAAAAUAAAUUGAUUGCCAUAAACGUAGCGCACAAAUGAAAUGCGAUUGAACUAUACAAAUGCGCUAUGCUGUUAUCUAACGGUAAUGUGUGUGUCAAAAAUGAUGAUAAUUCAAUAUAGGGAAAAUACAUAUGCAUAUACUGUAUACAAAAAUAUGUAGGACGAGGUACAUUUACCUAGAGUAAUUCCCAUGAAAAUUUUUCGCGCGAAUGCCAAAUACAAAUAGCAGAGAGAGGGACAGGUAGAGUGGAAGAUAAGUGAAAGGAAAAAGUUUAAUUCCACAAUAUUUUACGUAUACCUUAGCCGAAAUAAUCAACGAGUUUACGUUUUGGCCUUUUCGAUUUAGUUGAAAUAUUUGAAUGCUCUUUCCAAAUUUUAAAAUCAACUGCCAGUACCCAAACGUUACAAACUAGUCGCUGACUUUUGCAAUUGGAGUUAAAUGAUGUACAACACUGGUUUUGGUUGGAAAGAGUAUGGACAUCUUCGGUGCGCCGAUGCUUAGCUUUCUUUACUUGUUAUAUACAUUGUAUAAUAUAAACAAAAAUUUUUAUGCAAUAGCUUAGUAGUGAGCGGCUAUUUUUUAUACAUUUCCACACAUAAUGGCCCGCCACAUAUUUCCAUAUGCAAUGUUAGUAGCCAACGACUGCUGCUGUAGAACGGUCAUAGUUAAAUUAAAGAACCUAUUUUAAUUAAUUGCAAAGUGCACCCUGUGAUUGUAACCAUAAAUGUAAUAAGUGGAAACGUUUGCAUUUUGACAAUACUUUCUUUUUUAAGUAUAUUAUUAAAAUUGAUACAUUUGGUGUUUUACCAAAUUUACAUUUGGUAUUUCUCGUACAUUGCAAUUGCAGGGUGUGCACAAUUUGAAAUAUAACAAAAACAAAAAAGAAAGAAAAUAAGUACGUAAUGCAUUUGUGCAUCAUUUAGAGCUUAAAUAAAAUAUUAAUUUUGAUUAGAUCGCUUAACGACAGUGUAUUAUUAGGCAAGGCAACGAACGCAAAGUAUUUUGGAUAUGAAGAAAUCUAGAAAAGUAUUCUGAGCCAGUUGGCAGAUAACGCAGACAUACCCAAACAAACAUAAUCGCAAGCGCAUUUAAACAAAUAACGAAAAGAAUAAAACUAAAGGCAAUGAUUACAAUUAAACGGAACGAAGCGGAACUUAAGUCUUUAAAAAGUAGCAUAAUUUUUUUAUACGGAAUUUUUAUUGCAAUUGUAAAAAAAAGAAACAUUAAUGAACUAUGAGAAAACUGUAUGUCAUCCAAGAAAAUUUUUGAUAAAAUCCUUAAUCCGUUAUAUUCAUAACUUAUAAAAGCAAGCAAAGAUAUACAUACAUAUAUACAUUUACAUAAUAUACAUUCAAACAAUUGGCGCUAUUUAAAUUUAAAUGUAGUUAAAAUACAUAUUAUGCAUAUUACCUACGCUGAUUGAUAUACAUAAUAAUAUUAAAUAAGUACAUACAAAUACUUAUCGCAGAACUUUACAAAUAUUGUGUAUUUUAUCAAAAGGUUUUAUUCUUAUUUUUUGAUUUUAGUCCGAUAUUGCACAUAAUUCCACGCAAGAAGUUUUUAAUGCAUUUUUUUUUUUGCAAUUGUUUACCUAAGUCGUAAUCGUAUAUUACACAUUUAAUUGAAAUAAUUAUAAUUAUAUUUUGCAAUCUAUAAUAUACUUUAUUUUUAACAAUUACGAGCUGAUAGUAUGCAUAUAUUUAGUUUUAAUCUACACACCCAUACACACACCGUCGUUUGAGCGUACGGUUAUUUACAAUUUUAUACGCACAACUUGUAUGUAUUAUUUUAGUUUGCACUGUAAUUUUUAUUUUGUGUUGUUAAAUAUAUCGUUAUUUACUUA
Molecule: messenger RNA, 5791 nt
Organism: Drosophila montana
Lineage: Eukaryota; Metazoa; Arthropoda; Insecta; Diptera; Drosophilidae
Gene: Pak3
Product: Pak3
Exons: 2
Coding region: 874-2589 (571 amino acids)
Biological process (GO): protein phosphorylation; regulation of MAPK cascade; intracellular signal transduction
Cellular component (GO): cytoplasm
Molecular function (GO): ATP binding; protein serine/threonine kinase activity
Source: RefSeq, a predicted model, not a curated record